Molecule: messenger RNA, 3600 nt
Organism: Prorocentrum cordatum
Lineage: Eukaryota; Dinophyceae; Prorocentrales; Prorocentraceae
Source: the annotation of a GenBank genome assembly
CGCUCGCCGGUGAGGGCAGCCGCGGCACCGCCGCCACUCGGGUCCCCGCUGCUCUUUGGCCUAGCAGCGGCCCGAUUCUUCGGCAGGCACCCGAGAGCGGUGUCUGCUUGCCUGCUCGUUGGGCUCGGGGUGGGCGAUCGCUGACCACCCGACGCCGCCCCGCCGCGAGCGGGGACCGCCACCCACGGCGCAGCAAUGGCCGCUGCGAGCCCGCCCGAUGCCGAAGCUCCCGAGAGCGACAGCCUCUCGCGCAUGAUCCGGUCCUGCCUCGCGCUGCAGGACCUCGCCGCCGAGGUCGCAACCUAGCGGGGAAGGCGCCGCCGCCGACGCCGAGCGCGAGCCUGAGGGGUCGCCGGAGUUCGGCGACCCCCUGGAGUGCGAGGACGCUCUGCUCGGGCCGGAGGCGGGCGGCGCCGGCGCGGGCGCCACACCGGUGGCCAGGGACUGCGAGGCGGACGCCUACCGUCGACCUGGUGCGUGACGGCUACGUCUCCCACCUCCGGAGGCUGCUGGAGCUGGACCGGGUCGCCGAGGCCGCCCUGGCGGCGGAGCGCCUGGCCAGGCCGCUGCGCGACCUGGAGGCGGAGGGGCUGGCGUGCUCAGGGCUUCGGCCCAGAGGCCCUCCGGGCAGCGGUUCUGUGACUCUGGCGGUCGCAGUGCCCGGCGGUGCCAGCGCGAUUGCCGCGCUGACACCGGGGCAGACGGUGCUGCUGACCAGCCAGGAUAGCCCAGUGUCGCUUGAUGGGGGGGACGGGGGCGCAACUGUCCUCGGGGAGCUCCUCGACGCCAGGCCUCAGGGCGUGGUCGUCCGCUGUGGCACCGCCCUGCCUGCGGGUCCGCUGCGGCUGGACCUGGGGCCCGACCUGGUGGCUCGCAGGCACCUGGACCGGACCCUCGCUGCCAUGGACCGCGGCAGCUGGAGCGGGGGAGCAGGGCUGGGGCUGGUGGGGCCGUGCAGCCGGCUGGCGAGGGAGCUGAUGGCCACCGUGGCGGACAAGGGCGCGCAGGCCUCAGAGCUCGCCGCCGCGGCCUGCGCUCACCACGCCGAGGUGCCGCAGCCGCCGUGGGCGACCGACGGGAGCAGGAAGGGCCGGGCGGGCAACUCCCGCCUGGCCGCCCAGCUCAGGUCGCCGCGGCUGCGGCCGCUGAGCCCCGCGCAGUCCAGGGCCGUCGGCGCCGUCGCGUCGCAGAUGCAGCAGCUGACGCUGGUGCAGGGCCCGCCAGGCACUGGCAAGACCGAGGUCGCCGUGGAGGUGGCCCGCGCCUGGCUGCGGGCGCGCCGCGGCCCGAUCCUGGCCGCCGCGGCGCCGCACAGCGGCGUGGGCGUCCUGGUCGACUCGCUGCAGGCCCUCGGCGCCAGCGUCCUGAGGCUUGGCGCCGUGGACCCGGAGGUCCCCUGCUCGCUGGACGCCCACCUGCGGAGCGCCGGGCCCGAGCCAGAGGGAGGUGCCAGCCGCGGGGAGCGCCUGAUGCGGGGCGUCCACGUGGUGUGCGCCACGUGCGUCGGCGCAGGCACCACGGUGCCCGGCAGCCCCAGCUUCCCGUUCGUGGUGGUGGACGGGGCCGCGCAGGCCACGGAGCCUGCGACGCUCGUGGCCCUGGCGAGGGGCGCCGUGCAGGCGGUGCUCGUCGGGGACCCCGGCCAGCUGCGGCCGACGCUGGCGAGCGAGGAGGCGCGCGCGGGCGGCCUCGGCGUCAGCCUGUUCGAGCGCCUCGUCGACCUGGGCGUCAGGCCCCACGCGCUCUCCGUGCAGUUUCGGAUGCAUCCGGCGAUCAUGGCGUUCCCCAGCCGGGCGUUCUAUGGUGGCGUGCUCCGGGCAAGCCUGCUGCUGGCAGAGGGCCCGCCGCCCAUCGCGACGCCGGACGACCUCGGCCACCUGGCCUUCGUGCACGUUGGCUCCGCGCAGGAGGAGGGGGAAGACCGCGGGGAGGCAGGCGACGAGGAGGCCAAGUGCAUUCGGCACGUGAUGGAGGGGCUCCAGUGCAUGCCUGGCGAUGCAGGCAUCAUUGCUGCCUCGGGAGGGCAGGUGGCCGCUGUCCACCUGGCGCUUCGGGGCCUCAGCGGUGCCAGCGAGGUGCUGGUCGGCACGGUGUCCGCGUUCCAGGGCGUCGAGAAGGAGGCGAUCAUCCUGUCCGCGUCCGUGGGCCCCAGCGGCGAGCCCUGGCCAGAGGCAAGCUGCAGGCACCUCCCGGUCGCCUUGACCCGGGCCCGGCGGCUGCUCGUCGUGGUGGGCGACCUGCAGCGGCUGUGCAGCAGCGGCGCAUGGAGCUUCCUCGUCGCUGCCGGCUCGUGCGCGCGAGCGCUCGAGUGGCAGGGUGGCGCCCUCGGCCCCCUGUCGCCAGGCGUGGCCGCAGUGGUCGCCGCCGCCCGCGAGCGGUCGGCCGCUUCGGAGGGCGUGGGCGAGGGCGCUGCGGGGGCGACGGCGGCCGCGGGCGCGGAGGCCGCGGAGACCCGCGCUGCAGGGGCGCAGGAGCACGCAGGCUACCUGUUCCACUGCAGGGGCGAGGCGCUCUCGGAGUGCGAGGCCGCGGGGGUCCUGGCCGCCCCGGAGGGGUCCCUGGGCAGCAUGCGGCAGGCCAUCAGGGCCAAAACCAAGCUCUUCCUCCUCGACUGCGACCGGGGCACCGUGAUCGGGCCCUUCGCGCCGACGAGCAGGCCUGGGCUCGACCUCGCCCGCGGCGCGUUCGGCGGUCAGCUCCGGGCGCAGGUCCGCGUGAGGGCACCAGCCGAGCUGCUGAUCGCGCGGCCGGCGGUGCGGCCCGCUCCGGGGCCGCAGGCGGCGGCCGAGGUCCGCGCCCUCCUGCGCGAGCUGAGCAGCGGGGAGUUCGUGGACGCCCGGGCCUUCGAGGCGUGGCAGGCCAGCUCGCAGCACGCGCCGCGCCCCCUGGCGCCGGCGCCGGCGCGCGAAGCGCCGGCGGCCGGCCCGGCUGGCCAGGCGGAGGACGGCGCGCGCGCGGAGGCGCCCGCCUGCGGGCAGCACGCGGAGCCGCCGUCGGCCCCGCCGCGCGACGCGCCGGAGCGCACGCCAGAGGGGCCGCGCGGCGAGGUCGUCUGCGUGGAUCGGCCGGAGGGCGAGGUCGCCUCGGCAGCGGGGGUCACUGGAACGCCGGCGCCGCCGCCCGUGGCCCAGGGGCGCCCCGCCGCGCACUGCGAGGCCCCCUGCGCAGACCUCGCGGGCGACUGGGGCGCAUGCCUCCUCGCUGUCUCCUUGGUACGGUGCCGCAAGAGGAAGGCCGCAGAGGAGGAGGACUACGCGGUCGCGCACGCUGCGAAGGGCGCGGAAGCGGAGGCGGUGGCCACCCUCUCGUCGCGGCGCCGGCGAGCGCUGAAUGCCGGCCGCCGCGAGGAGGAGUGGCGGGACGUGCAGCGACGGAAGCAGGCGGCCGUGGCCCAGGAGGACUUCCGGCUGGCCGGCCAGCUCCGGAAGCGGCAGCUGGAGCUGGAGGAGGAGGGCGACCCGGACGAGGAGCUGCGGGAGGUGGCCCAGCGCAAGAAGGAGGCGGCCGCGGCCGAAGACUUCGACCGUGCGGCGGAGCUGCGCAAGCACGAGGAUCGGUGACGGCCAUCGAUGCUCCUCAACCGCUGGGAGGCAGGUGUAG